Molecule: messenger RNA, 2007 nt
Organism: Schistosoma rodhaini
Lineage: Eukaryota; Metazoa; Platyhelminthes; Trematoda; Strigeidida; Schistosomatidae
Source: the annotation of a GenBank genome assembly
AUGAAUAUCUUCUCUUUUCGCUCCUAUCCCCCCCCUCCAAUGAUAAUAGUGAUAUUAAAAACUGAAAUAUUUUCCAUUUCUAUAUUACAGUGUAGUUUAACGGAGGUAACAAAUGCUGGCUGGAGUUUGUCACAAAAGACAUUUACAGAAUAUUUAAAGAAAACAGAACAUGAAACUUAUGAUGAGUUGAUUACUUUGUUGUUGAAUUCGGAUAUUCGUGAAUUUGGUUCACCAUGGCUAGGAGAUUUAAAAAAGGCCAGUCAUCUUGAAGCGAAUGGUCGAAUUGUUCAGCUGACUCGAUUACGCAAUAUUAGUAUACCACAAGCUACAGAAGAUCUCAUGUUAAAUAGUUCAUCUGAUCAUCGUGGACCAUGUUUAUUACGAUUUACUUUUACUGAUGGUCGUAAUCAAAUAUUUGGUUUAGAUAUGCAGAAUAAAUCAGAUUUGAAUAUAGAUAUUCCACCUGGAACAAAAUUUCGUCUAAUUGGUUCAAUUCCAUUAGUAAUGGGAUUUUUAUUAUUAUCUAAAAAGCAUAUUGUGGUACUUGGUGGAACUGUUAACAAUUUAAUACGAGAAUGGAAUAUGACUAAGUUUCUUAAAGGAACAGAUAAUCGUUUAAUAGGUAGUGGUGCUCCGAUGUUUGUACCGUUUGGUAGUCGUGAAGCUUCUUGCCUUAUUCAAACAGAAGGGAAAUUUCUUAAUCAAUUACGAUCGGAUCGAGAGCGUAAUCAAAUGAAAUUUGAUUCAUUUCAAAUGAUUACCAAUAAUCGUAAUGAAGAUCAAGAAGAAAGUGAAUUACAAACUUUAUUUAAUGAACAUCGUAAAGAAGUAUUAGCUGAAUUGAAAUCAUCAACAACAUUAUGUAAAUCUCAUAAUUAUAUUAGUGGUAAUGAUCAUGAGGAUGAUGUUCCUAACAAUAUCAAUAAUACAAAUGAUCAUCAAAGAAUCUUUUCUGGUAAUAAACCAAGACGAUUUCGACCAGGUUUAUCAAGAUUUUAUGAAAUUCAAUCACAAAAAUCCAUGGAAUAUGAUAUAUCUCUAACAAAAUUAUUAUCAUUAGGUUAUCCAUAUCAAAUAGCUAAUCGUGCAUUAAGGGAUAAUCAUAAUAAUUAUCAAGUUGCAUUAGAUUGUUUAUUAUCUAAAUCGACAUCACUGAUGCAUAUUGAAGAUAAUUCAAUAAUAAAUAAUCAUAUUACAAAUAAUACAUCACGUGGAAUUCGUUCACGUGGUGUUACUGGUCGAGGAUAUGAACGUGGUCAUCGUGGCAGUGGUCGACAUGAUUCUGAUGGUGGAUAUGGAUUUAAUUCUAAUCGAUUUCAGUCUUCUAUUGGAACUACAGAUGAUCAUAAUACAUUGCUGAUUCGACCAUCAACAGGACUUACUCGUUUGGAUGAUUUAAUUGUUGAAUCAAAACCAAUAACAACAUCGAAUACUGCAUUAUUAUCAUCAUCAUCUUCAACAUCAACGAUUAUAUCCAAAACUUGUAUUCUACCGGUUGGUUGUCCAAUUCUAGCACAAAAUAUAUCUGGUGAUUAUGAAGAAGCACAAUUAAUUGGUCAUUUCUCUACACAACAAUUUAAAACAUUCAAUGGUAGUAAUAUCACUAUUGAUAAUAAUAAGGGUUCAGGAGAGAAAGUUGUACUUGUUAUUUAUCAUCAUCAACAUAAGAAUAACCCUGAAUUAAUUGUAGAUGAAGAAGAAAUUGUACCUAUCAGUUUGAUAAGAACAUUAAAUAAAGAAAAGAUUACUAUAGAUAUGGUACCUGCUGCACCAUUGGAUAAAAUACGACCAUAUUGUGUACAAUCACAAUCAGAAUAUAAAGAUGUUAAUCAAUAUGAUGAAAUUCCUUCUACUGAUUAUGGUUUAACAGGUCGACCAUAUCAAUCUAAUAGAGGACGUAGAGGUGUUGGUGGUGGUGGUGGUAGUCGUAAUCCUAGAAUGUUCAACGCUGGAAGAGGUAGUAGUGCUGGUGGUAGGCGUUCACGUUAUAGAAAUAAUCACUUCUGA